GCAGAAUGAACUACUGACUUAGUUUUAGUUGGAGGAAAUGAACGACGAACUCACGGCUGUGUGGUCAAAAGGAGAAAUGGUCUCGUCUCCUUUCUUUCAUCCUCCACACACACAGACACUGAAUUAAACAGCAUUCCCCAGUCUCGACCUGGUGACUCACCACGUAGACAGACUACAUGGGCGCUGACUGUGGUCGCAGUUUAAGGACUUGUAUUUGUGCGAUUGGCUGACUUGCAACACGCCUCGCUCCAAGUGUAGUUAGUUACUGAACAACUUGACAGAGGGCUGAAGUCCGCCCAGCAGCUCGUCUGAAAAGAGCAAACGACGGUGCGGUGAAGAAGAUUCAGGCGAUUAUAAUAGCGACGGGAAGAUGUCUCGUAAACACUCGGCUUUGGUUUAUUUGAUAACCGGAGGCUGUGGUUUUCUCGGGCAGCAUCUGCUGCGGGUCCUACUGGAGAAGGAAGACAGGUUAGCGGAGGUCCGACUCUUCGACAAACACGUCGACGCCACUUGGUGUGAACAAGGCACAGAUAGGGUAAAGGUUGUCAUCAUCCAGGGGGACAUCACCAACUAUCCCAGCCUGCUGGAGGUCUCCCGGGGGGUUGACGUAGUCAUCCACGCGGCCAGCCUAGUGGACGUCUGGCACAGAGUCCCAGAGAGUGUCAUCAAUGCCGUCAAUGUUCAAGGGACGGAGAACAUGAUCAAUGCCUGUGUGGAGAAUGGCAUUCAGUACAUGGUAUACACCAGCAGCAUGGAGGUGGUCGGCCCUAAUGUCAAAGGGGACCACUUCAUCAGGGGUGAUGAGGAUACGCCCUACAAUGUUGAGCACACCAUGCCAUAUCCCAAGAGCAAGGCCAAGGCUGAGAGAAUCGUACUUGAGGCAAAUGGCAUCAAGAUAAAAGGAGGGGCAUGCUUGUACACAUGUUCUCUGAGGCCUACAGGCAUCUACGGUGAAUAUCAUCAGCUAAUGAAGGAUUUUUACCAGAAUGGGGUGAAAACCGGAGGCUGGCUCAUUCAGGCUUCCCUAGCAGACACUGAACAUGGGCGAGUAUACGCAGGCAACGUGGCCUGGAUGCAUCUGCUGGCAGCCCGUGCACUGGGGGAGAGUCCCCAGACGGUCGGAGGCCAGGCAUACUUCUGCUAUGAUGAAUCGCCGUACAAAGGUUAUGAGGAUUUUAACAUGCAGUUUCUAUCGCAUUUCAACUUCCGAUCAAUCCACAUGCCCCUGGUUGUGCUGUGGUUUUUUGCAUACGUUAAUGACUUUCUGCACUGGAUCCUGAAGCCUGUGUUUAACUACACACCGCUGCUGAACCGCUACACGCUGGCUGUUGUCAGCACUUCCUUCACUGUGAGCUCAGACAAAGCCCUACGCCACUUCAAGUACCGCCCGCUCUACAACUGGGACCAGUGUCGAGAACGAACACAGAAAUGGGUCGACACCUUUCCUCUAGAGACCAAAAAAGAUUCCUAAAAUGGGCUGACAUGUGGACCACACUUAACAGAUCACAUGAGAUGAAUCUAAUGAGUCCUGUGGGAAAACUGAGUCAGUGCAGCAGCAGAAGCACAAGACUUGAGUACACAGUACUUAUGGUGAUGAUACUACAAAUUAAACAUAUUGCUACAGUAACAAGUAGAAACACAUAUACAACUUCAUAACAAUAACAAUGAACUUCCUAAAGAGGAAUACAGUUAAGGUAAAAAUUAUUAGCCCCUUUUAUGAAAUCAAACUUAACUUUUCCAUGGAAAUGACCAUAACCAAAAGUGUUUAUAGUUUAAUUGCUUCUGAAAGAGCAAAGACAAAAUCUCCACUAAGCUUGAUUAAGAUAUUUUACUGAUGCACUGAAUUUAAACAAGAAAAAACAAAAAUGACAAGGCCAAAAUUAUUAGCCCUAUGACAAUUAAUAGUCAGUAGUGUAACCUUUCUGACUCACAACAGUCAACAACCUCUUAUGGUAGUUCCUAACUAGGUUGGCACAUGUCUCCUGAGGGAUCUUAGCCCAUUCUUCCGUGGCAAAUUGUUCCAGCUCAUCCAAAUUGCGUGGUUUUCGAGCAUGGACAUUAACCUUGAGCUCCCGCCACAGAUUCCCAAUAGGAUUUAGAUCUGGGCUCUGAGAGGGCCACUACAGGACCUUGAUUUUGGUGUAAUUCACAAAGUUUUGGACCAACUUGGAUGUAUGCUUUGAGUCAUUGUCUUGCUGGAAGACCCAGCAGUGACCUAAAGCUAGACUGGCAGCAGAUUUCUUUACAUUAUCCAUCAAAAUGUCAACAUAAUCUUCUUUCUUCAUGAUCCCUUGCACCCGAACAAGGGUCCCUGUGCCUGAAGCAGCAAAACAGUUUUGAAAGCAAAAAAUCACAUGGGGGCUAAUAAUUUUGACCACCUCAAUUUUCACUACAUUAGGUAUAAAGCAAACGUGAAGAUUUAUUUUACAUUCCAAAAUGUACCAAAUAGGAGCCUUAACAUUGAUGAAUGUUUUACUAUAUAAAGUUUUAUUAAUGAUGCAAACAUUGGUCAAGGAAUUUUAGGGAAAUGUUCCAUAGUUCCUUGGGGGCUAAUAAUUUUGACCUUAACUAUAUGCUCAAUUGCACUGCCAGAUGUCCUCAGUUAGAUGGGCAAAAGUACACAAAUCAAACAAUAUACUUAUAUAUUUGCAUGCAAGUGAUUCAAUAUGAGUACAAAUACUGAUACAGAUGAGAAUAAUAAUGCUUUGUAGAAUUCAUUAAUUUAGAUUAAUUAGAUUCUACUGCAUUAUCUACGGGGAUCUGAUGCUCAUCCGUUUCUAUUCUUGUAAUGAAGAGAAAAUUGUUUACUUAGUAUGAAAGUCCAGUAAGGACAGUUGUUCAUGAUAUGUAAUCAGCUGCCGUCUCAUGAAACCGUGUUGUGUUGUGUUGUGUUAUGUUGUCUUAGGGCGAUUUUCACGUUGAUGCUGAAAUUGGAGAAUCUCAGCGAUUCUCAUUCUCAUGAAUAUUUUUAAAAAAAUCUUUAAGAAGUUGAGAUACUGAAUUUGUUUUUCAUCAGAUAGCAGUUUUUUGUGAGUGUGAAGCACUACACAUUUAAUUCAGUAUUUAUCUUAACUGAUUAAACUCAUGCAUAACUUAUUUUUCACAA
Lampris incognitus (smalleye Pacific opah) is the source of this 3106-nucleotide messenger RNA. It is a transcript of the gene hsd3b7, whose product is annotated as hydroxy-delta-5-steroid dehydrogenase, 3 beta- and steroid delta-isomerase. Gene Ontology annotation, molecular function: 3-beta-hydroxy-Delta5-steroid dehydrogenase (NAD+) activity. Bases 371 to 1471 code for a protein of 366 amino acids. Gene Ontology annotation, biological process: steroid biosynthetic process. The record is from RefSeq and is a predicted model, not a curated record. The transcript is spliced from 6 exons. NCBI's taxonomy places the organism in Eukaryota, Metazoa, Chordata, Actinopteri, Lampriformes, Lampridae.